Messenger RNA from Bombina bombina (fire-bellied toad), 1605 nucleotides. It is a transcript of the gene LRIT2, whose product is annotated as leucine rich repeat, Ig-like and transmembrane domains 2. NCBI's taxonomy places the organism in Eukaryota, Metazoa, Chordata, Amphibia, Anura, Bombinatoridae. The transcript is spliced from 2 exons. The record is from RefSeq and is a predicted model, not a curated record. The coding region runs from base 19 to 1605 and encodes 528 amino acids. Gene Ontology annotation, molecular function: protein binding.
UGCAGGAGUUUGCUUUGCAUGUCUUUGUCACUAAGAAAAAUACCAGAUGACAUCCCUUCUAACAUGCGGAAAGUUAGGAUAGAAAAAUGCCACCUUACUGAACUACCUCGGGGGUCUUUUGCAGGUGUCCAUGCCUUGGAAUAUCUAUGGCUCAAUUUUAAUAACAUUACAGUAAUGCAUAUAAAAAGUCUGGAAGAUGUAAAACGUCUCAAAGAGCUACGUCUACAGGGGAACAAGCUACGAUCAGUACCAUGGACAGCGUUUCAUGAUACCCCUUCUUUAAAGAUAUUGGAUUUAAAACACAACAGGCUAGAUGUACUUCCCGAGCACGCCUUAAGGUUUCUUGCUAACCUGACCUACUUAGACUUAUCCUUCAAUCAGCUUACAAUCAUCUCUAAAGAUGUGUUCUCAAAUUGGCCUCUGUACCAAAAAGCACAUGGAUCAGAAGCAAGAGUGGAAAUUCUUUCCAAUGCAGUCCUGGCAUUGCAUGAUAAUCCAUGGAUGUGCGACUGUCGUCUGAAAGGCUUUGUCCAUUUUGUUAAAUCAGUCAGUCCCCCUAUUAUACUGAUGAAUUCCUAUUUAACCUGUUCUAGCCCACGCUCCAAAGCUGGCAAAUAUUUUCAUGAAGUUGAAUUGAAUAGUUGCACAAAGCCUAUUACUUCCACUGUGGUAUCAAACAUUACUAUACAAGAGGGACGCAAUGCCUCAAUAAUAUGUAUGGUUCAAGCAAGUCCUGUACCUUUAAUAUCAUGGAGCUUUGGUCAGAAAAUCAUUAAGACAUUUAAUGUAACCACCACGCCUAUUAAUGAAGAAACCAUAAAGUCCGAGCUUGUUAUACCCACCGUACAUGUUACAGAUGCAGGAAUUUAUAAUUGUAUAGCUACAAAUUACUUGGGCAACUCUUCCACUUCAAUAAUACUAAGCGUUCAGUCUCAAAAACUGGGAGAUCCUUUUACAUCUCUUUCCUACUCUCUACCACCAUCGUCAUCAUCAGAAGAGAAUGUCUACAUUGAUGUUAGGAUUUCCAAGCAGACAGUUUAUGGAAUAGCUUUAGAGUGGUUUGCGGUUACAGAGAAUCCAAAGGAAACAUGGUACGCUAUAUAUUUUGGAAAAUAUGAAGAGAAUAAAGAUGUAAUUUAUAUUGGCCCUGGCAUUUAUACUUAUUCUAUUAAUAAUUUACUACCAGCGACAAAAUAUGAAGUGUGUGUCACAUUGAAGAAUCAACUACCCAGGAAAGACCAAUGUAUUGUGUUUGUGACUGGCAGUGACAUCAGUGGACUGGAGCAAAGAGAGAAACUUAUCCAUAUUAUUGUGAUAGUGUGUGCCAUGGUAUUGGCAGUGCCUGCUGGGAUGUAUGCCUGUACCACGGAAACAAGGUUUAACUGCCUUGAAAAGUGCUUGGGCCUAUGCAGACGAAAACACAAGGCCCAGAAAAACCUGAAGAAAGAAAACACUAAAGAAAGUACCUUUGACAGUCUACAAGCUAGCAGUGAGGAAGGUCUAUGUCAACGUGAAGGCAAUGAGGAAAAUCGGAGAAGGAGAUGUUCUGAAGAGAAAAUUAACAAACAAAAACCUGACCACAGAAACACUGCAGAAUUAUAUUAA